AUGUAUAUGCAGCGUUUGUUGAUUGCGGUGGCGCUGGUACUGUUUUCCGUGCUUGUGUUGGCUGCUGAGGACUAUUAUAAGGUUCUUGGUUUGGAUAAGUCCGCAUCGGAGAGGGAUAUUAAGCGGGCGUAUCGGACGCUUAGCAAGAAGUAUCAUCCGGAUAAGAACCCUGGUGACGAUUCGGCGCGCGAGAAAUUCGGUGAAAUCGCUGAUGCCUACGACGUCCUCUCUACUUCCUCCCUCCGCAAGAUCUACGACCAGUACGGCCACGAUGGCGUCGAGCAGCACCGUAAGGGUGGUGCGGCGGGAGGUCGCUCCAAUGACCCCUUCGAUCUAUUCUCGCGAUUCUUCGGCGGUGGUGGACACGCCGGACAUGCGCCUGGACACCGACGCGGACCGGAUAUGGAGGUGAAGGCCUCGCUGCCGUUGCGCGACUUCUACACAGGGCGGGAAAUCAACUUCCUGGUUGAGAAGCAGCAAAUCUGUGAUGAUUGCGAGGGUACCGGGUCCAAGGAUCGCCAGGUUGUGCACUGUGAUCAGUGUGGUGGUCGUGGUAUGGUUAUUAGGAAGCAUAUGCUUGCACCGGGCAUGUUCCAGCAGGUGCAGAUGCAAUGUGACCAGUGCGGUGGCCAGGGCAAGAAGAUUAAGAAUCCUUGUCCCGUGUGUCAUGGACAGAGGGUUGUGAAGAAGGCCGUUGAGACGAGUGCGGAAAUUGAGAGGGGUAUGGAUAAGGGGACGAGGCUUGUUUUCGAAAAUGAGGCUGAUGAGAGUCCCGAUUGGGUUGCGGGUGAUUUGAUUGUUAUCCUUGAUGAGAAGGAGCCCGAGCUCGGGACGACAGACGAAGAGCGCACGGACGGGACAUUCUUCCGUCGAAAGGGCAAGGAUCUUUUCUGGAAGGAGACUCUUUCAUUGCGGGAGGCUUGGAUGGGCGAGUGGUCACGCAACGUCACACAUUUGGACGGACAUGUUGUUCGACUUGGACGCAAGCGUGGUCAGGUUGUGCAGCCUUUGGCUGUGGAAACAGUCAAGGGCGAGGGUAUGCCGCAUUACUCUGAGGCGCAUCUACAUGAUCAGCAUGACGAGGAUGACUCGCCUGGUAAUCUGUACGUUGAGUACACGGUUGUGCUGCCUGAUGAGAUGGAGAGUGGCAUGGAGAAGGAGUUCUUUGCGCUGUGGGCGAAAUGGCGCAAGAAGAUUGGGGUUGAUUUGGCCACGGAUAGUGGUAGGCCGAUUCCUCCGCCGGCGGAGGAGGAUGAGAAGGAUGAGUUGUGA
Molecule: messenger RNA, 1272 nt
Organism: Penicillium subrubescens
Lineage: Eukaryota; Fungi; Ascomycota; Eurotiomycetes; Eurotiales; Aspergillaceae
Exons: 2
Coding region: 1-1272 (423 amino acids)
Biological process (GO): protein refolding
Cellular component (GO): cytoplasm
Molecular function (GO): Hsp70 protein binding
Source: RefSeq, a predicted model, not a curated record